Molecule: messenger RNA, 1410 nt
Organism: Sphaeramia orbicularis (orbiculate cardinalfish)
Lineage: Eukaryota; Metazoa; Chordata; Actinopteri; Kurtiformes; Apogonidae
Gene: cfap410
Product: cilia and flagella associated protein 410
Exons: 7
Coding region: 125-913 (262 amino acids)
Biological process (GO): mRNA splicing, via spliceosome; cytoskeleton organization
Cellular component (GO): U4/U6 x U5 tri-snRNP complex
Molecular function (GO): protein binding
Source: RefSeq, a predicted model, not a curated record
ACAUUGACUGCUGAGCUGAUGCGGAGUUGAAAUGUUUGCCAGUGUAGCCUGAUAUGAUGCGGCCUCUCAUUUUAGUGAAGAUAUUAUGAAGUGAAAAUAUUCUAUCCUCAUUACGUGAUAUGACAUGAAGUUGACACGGAAACUGGUUCUGGCCAAGGCUAAGGCCUCCGACUUGGAAAGCGUGAAGAAACUGAACUGCUGGGGAUGCAACCUGACUGAUAUUUCUAUCUUCUCCCAAAUGCCCAACAUCGAGGUGCUGACACUGAGUGUCAACAGCAUCACAUCUCUCUCUCCUCUGGCUGGAUGUCUGUCUCUGUGUGAGCUCUAUCUGAGGAGGAACAUGAUUCCCUCUCUGUCUGAACUUUCCCAUCUACGUCCACUGACCAGACUCCGAGUUCUCUGGUUGGCUGAGAACCCCUGUUGUGGAACUGACCCUGGCCAGUACAGACUCACUGUUCUCCGCUGCCUGCCUCGACUUCAGAAGCUGGACAACCAAGUCGUGACAGAAGAGGAGAUUGCACUAGCUCUCAUGGAGGGUGAAGAGGUCACCACACCCCCAGGUUCAAUCCAGAACCAGCUUUCUACCAACGGCCUUCCAGACGCAGAAACGGAGAACGACCCACUCAACUACAACAUGGAAGAGACAAAUAAAAUCAGAGAACAGUUGGGGAUGAAGCCCCUCUCCAGAGACAAGUUCCCGUCACUGUCAUCUCCAUCGACCAGAGAAACUAAAACAUCUUUGAGGAAGUCACACACUCUCGAUGCAGUUCUGCUGCUGCUUAAGGAUUUGGAAGAAGAGGAGCUUCGCAUUGUACACACAGCCACGCAGAACAGACUCCAGAUGUACACACUGGACUCGGAAAUGCUCAACGAUUCACUGCAGACACAGAAAACAGCCGACAUCCAACACUGAAACAGUUCACAGCAUGCGCUCAGGUCAACAUAGAUGCAUGGCACUGUAUUUAACUUCACUGACCCCUCUGCUUUUUGUGGUCCACUUUUUUCAUGAGGCGAAAUAACUAAUUUUGUUAGCUUUUUUUUUUUUUUUCAAUACAACCCUGUGUCUAAAAGCAAUGAUCAAGAAAAUGCAAUUAUGUUGAUUUAUUUGACAACAGUGCAUGAACAAGUCAAAUGCUGAAUCUGAGAAAUUUUGCAAUAAAUACAUGCUUAUUUAGAAUACAAUACCAGCAACACAAGCAUGUAUUUUUCAAGUUUCGUCAUGUUAUAGUUAAAAAUAUUUCAAUACAGGGUCCAAAUUAUUUGCAGAUCAUGGUUUUCAUUUUUACAGUGUCUCAACAGUUUACGGAAACAGCUUUGUACGUGCAACCCUCCCUGCCUUGUAAGAACAACAGAAUGUAUGUUUUGCUACAUGUUAAUCUAUUUCUAUAAUUAAAGAGGUAAAAACUGCAA